CAAUGUGGCCAAACCAUUCGGCAGGUAUAGUCUUUCUUCAACUGACUUCACAAAAAAGCGUUAACGCUCUUACAACUCCAUUCCCCGUAACAUCUGCACGCAGCACCUGGGGUCUUCUUGAAAACGAAUUCGCCCAAGUGGUUGCACAAAUCCUUUCUGCCGAUGAACAAUUUUCUGUAGAUACGAUCAUCGACGAAGAAAAAUGAAAAGAUCUAUUCAGAACGUGACCAAUGGCUCCACUCUACCAGCCAAAGGAACCCAAAUAAAUCUGGAAGGAUCCUAUUACGGAUGGAAGCGAAAGGCCGAAUCGAAAGUCAAAGGAGCUUGCACCGUCGACCUACUACGAAGACGAUUUCCUAUUCUCAAGUGGUUGCCCAACUACAAUUGGGACUUUGCCGUCUAUGAUUUCAUUGCAGGAAUUACCGUAGGCCUUACCACUAUCCCACAAGGAAUCGCUUACGCGGCUGUCGCUGGAUUGCCCUUACAGUACGGGCUGUAUUCGGCUUUUAUGGGUUUAUUCGUCUAUGUGAUCCUGGGAACUGUCAAACAAUGUUCUGUCGGUCCAACGGCCGUCAUGUCUUUGAUGACGUUUUCAUACGCCAGCCAAGGAGGACCUGCCUAUGCAGUUCUAUUGGCUUUUCUAGGAGGUUGGCUCGAACUUAUCGCAGGGCUGUUGAAUCUAGGAUUCAUGGUCGAAUUCAUUUCGGCACCAGUUAUUUCUGGAUUUUGUUCGGCCGCCGCUCUAACUGUUUCAUCGACGCAAGUCAAAGGUCUGUUUGGCUUGAAAUUCAAAGGAUCUUCAUUCGUCGAAACUUGGAAAGGAUUUUUCACCAACAUAACGAAAUGCAGUCCAUGGGAUUCUGCUCUAGGCUGUUCCAUGAUAGUUAUUCUUCUCUUGAUGCGAAAAUUAACUUCAUUAAAGAAUCUUGGCCCGUUGAAGAAAGUUGCUUUUCUCCGCUAUCGGGCGAUCGACAGCAGUUUGUGGUUCAUCGCAACGAGCCGCAACGCAAUCGCAGUCAUUGCUGGCUGUUUAGCUGCCUACCUUUUGGAACAAAACGGUUCCAAACCAUUCACUCUGACAGGUGAUAUCCAAUCGGGACUUCCCCCCUUUGGUUUACCUGCUUUCACGGUUAAUCGCACCGUCGGUAACACGACAGUUGUUUUGGGAUUUUCCGAUAUUUGUUUGGAACUUGGAGCUGCCAUUGGUCUCAUUCCGCUCAUCGCCAUUUUAGAACAAGUUGCCAUCGCCAAAGCUUUCGCCAGUGGCAAGAGAACAGACGCCACACAAGAAAUGAUAGCGCUGGGUGUUGGAACGAUCCUCGGCUCUCUCUUCGGUGCCAUGCCCGUCACCGCUUCAUUUGGACGGAGCUCAGUACAAGCCGCAAGCGGAGCCAAGACACCCCUAACCAAUAUUUAUGGAGGCGUCCUGGCUUUAUUGGCUUUGGGGUUUUUAAUGCCAUCGUUGGCAUACAUCCCGAAAGCGAUUCUCGCAUCUGUCAUCAUCACGUCCGUCAUCUUUAUGGUGGAAUUGGAAGAACUGAAACCGAUGUGGAAGAGUAGACGGGUUGAGCUAUUGCCUUUCGGAGUCACGUUUCUUUGCUGUCUCUUUGUCAACAUGGAAUACGGCAUUCUGAUCGGAGCUGGAGUUCAUUUGCUCUUGUUAGCUUACAUGGGCAAUCGACCGCAUCCCGAGUUGAUAAGACUACCCGGAAACGAAGUGACCGAGGAAAGAGUCAUAGUCAAAGCCGAUUGCAAUUUGUAUUUCCCGGGAGUGGAAAAAUUCCGGCAGGCCCUCAAUGAAGCCACUGAAGUCGAUGCUGAAGGGCGCAGUCCUUGCCUGAUGGUAGAUCUCUCCAGUUUAACAGAAAUCGACUACAGCGCCCUAAAGAUGCUCAAGUCCGUAGCAGCCGAAUGCCACAAAAAAGGACAAACGGUCCUACAUUUCGUCAAUGCCACUCCCAAGGUUGCCAAAUCCAUUGUUUGGACGCUACCUUCUGCUGACAUAGCAUUUCUACCCAAGGUGGAAAAGGAUGAUGCCACGGAUGAUAUCCACAUGCAGGAAAUCACAUCCUAGAGCGUUCGAGUUUAGCCAACAAGUUUGAUUUACAUCAUUGAUGGCGCUUGCUGCUCUGCUAAACAAAUAAUUCCUUCGUGUAAAGGAGAAACAAAUUGAUUCCUGAGGCCCGGGAAAAGUCUGAUGAGGACAUCAAAGAUCCUUAGCAAAAGAAAAUAACAAUCCCUGCAGAGACAAAUGUGCUCGAUUUUGGACUUCAUUUAUCUUUUCUUUUCCUCUUGUUAUUUCGGUUUAUAGUUGAUGCUGUUAAACGGUUUGGGCUUGCAACGAUGAAUUACGCAAGUCUCUGUGGAAUUCUUAUCUGUUGUUUUUCGGUUUGUUUUGUUUGCAUUUGUAGAAGGCCAGACCUCACGUGAAAGUAAUCUAUACGUAUUCUUCAUCAUUUCCUAAUUUCUCAACGAUUUCGAAAUUUUGUAUGUCAAUGCAUAUGUGUACAGCUGUUUUCGCUUAUUAGGUCGAUAUAAAGCCAAACUGAAAGAAAAGGGGAGAAAGCUUAGUAAACUUCUAUGGACAUGAACCAACAGUUUUAGGUCAAAAGACGGGAAAAUGCCAACAACGAUCCAUUUAAUAAAAGACAAUUAAAAAAUG
This is a messenger RNA of Daphnia magna, 2662 nucleotides long. RefSeq names its product sodium-independent sulfate anion transporter. Gene Ontology annotation, biological process: transmembrane transport. Bases 203 to 2074 code for a protein of 623 amino acids. The transcript has 11 exons. Gene Ontology annotation, cellular component: membrane. Lineage: Eukaryota; Metazoa; Arthropoda; Branchiopoda; Diplostraca; Daphniidae. The record is from RefSeq and is a predicted model, not a curated record. Gene Ontology annotation, molecular function: sulfate transmembrane transporter activity.